Gryllus bimaculatus (two-spotted cricket) is the source of this 439-nucleotide messenger RNA. The record is from the annotation of a GenBank genome assembly. NCBI's taxonomy places the organism in Eukaryota, Metazoa, Arthropoda, Insecta, Orthoptera, Gryllidae.
AUUCCUUGGAAGAAAAUGCCAUAUUGGUGCCUUUUGGGAUUGUGGACUACCCAUUUUCGAGACUAGGACUUGAGGCGUCAGUUUGACGAGGGCGGCAACGUGCGCAACUGGUGGAGCAACGCGAGCGCCGCCGCCUACGAGGAGCGCGCACAGUGCUUCGUCCAGCACUACGCGAACUACAACAUCCCCUUCCUGGACGUCCCGGUGGACGGCGCGAAGACGCUGGGCGAGAACAUCGCGGACAACGGCGGGCUGGCGGCGGCGCUGGGCGCGCUGCGGCGGGCGCUGGGGCGGCGCGAGCGCGGGGCGCGCGCGCGGGCGCUGCCGGCCUUCGAGGGCCUCUCCGAGGAGCAGCUCUUCUUCCUCGCCUACGCGCUCGUCAGUCUCCCCACCACGCGGCUGCGAUUGUCAUUUAUCUUCAAAGUUCUUUUUUUUAAUU